Messenger RNA from Podospora anserina S mat+, 1086 nucleotides. RefSeq lists its product as uncharacterized. Gene Ontology annotation, molecular function: oxidoreductase activity, acting on NAD(P)H. Bases 1 to 1086 code for a protein of 361 amino acids. The record is from RefSeq and is a predicted model, not a curated record. Lineage: Eukaryota; Fungi; Ascomycota; Sordariomycetes; Sordariales; Podosporaceae. The transcript has a single exon.
AUGACUGAAGCUACAACACAUCCCACCGCCCUCUUUCUCUCUUCUGAUGGCGAGAUAACCCCCAUCGCCGCUCCCUUCCCCGUCGCAGCCUCUCUCCCUUUAGCCCCCCAGACUCAUGUCCCUAUCAAAGUCACUCACUCCGCUAUCCAACCUGCGGACAAAAAGCACUUCAAUCUCGGCUUUCACUCUUCCAUCACCGGCUUUGACUAUGCUGGCAUUGAUCUUACAACCAACACUCCUGUCUUGGGGUUGACCUGGCCAGGCCCACACCGCCCGCUUCAUGCUGGGGCUCAUCAACCCUACAUUCUUGCCCGGUCGGAUCUAAUUUGGACGCGGCCUGAAGGCCUCAGUGCGGAAGCGGCAGCAGGCCUCCCUACUGCUCUGUUGACUGCUGCUGAUGCAUUUGUCAAUAUUUUCGGGGUUGGUUUCGCAAGUGCUGGGAUUGAACAACUGCCCUCAGGGACCCAUUCUCAAGGAAAAGGAGCCCUCAUCUGGGGCGGUGCUAGCGCGGUUGGGUGGGCAGCCAUUCAAGUGGCCAGAGAGAUAGGCGUCGAGUUCAUCUUUGUUGUGGCCUCGACCAAGAAUCAUGACCUGCUUAGGGGCAUCGGGGCAACGCAUGUAUUUGACUAUACGCACCCAGAGGAAACCACCAAGGAGAUCAAACGGACGCUCCAGAGCCUCGAUGUAACGCUGACAGCGGUGUUUGAUGCCGUUGGUGCUGGGUUGGAAGAUGCGGGGUCAACGUACGAGAAUAGCAGUUGCUACUGGGGAAAGCAAUGUCUCUCUGGUGAUCAAGAGCGAGAUGCUUUGGCGUGCGCUCGCCCAGUCCCCAGAGAGUGGGAUUCGGAUUGGGAGUUUGCCAUCUUUUCGCGCAAAUGGGGUGCCUUGCCAAAACAAUCUCCAGAGUGGACAUGGAGCCGGCAGGACAAAGUUAUGAGAUGGUUUCUGGAGAAUCACGCCGCAGCCUGGAAGCCGAUGCCGACAAGAGUGGUGCGGUCAAAGGAGGACGCUGUCGUCGCAAUCAACUCGUCAGCGGAGGGCAGGAUCAGCUGCGAAAAGGUGGUGAUACGUCAUCCUAUUCUCUAA